AUGCCCUUCGCCCUCGCGCAUCGCACAUCGGUCUCGCCCACAAUCACGCGACGAGACGCAAUUAAAGUCGCGAUCGCCGCCCCGUUUGCCGUCAAACCCGCGAGCGCGUCGCUCGUCGAUGAAAGACAAGCUCAGAGAUGUUUUGAAAGAAUUUCGGACUCCUUGGUCUCUCUCUCCUUCAACGACGACGCGCUCGUAAAGCGGUCCGGUUUCGUGUGGUACGUCGACGCCAACGACUGUUGGAUCGCCACCUCGAGUUCUGGCGCGUCGAAGGGAACGUUGAAAUCGUUAUCAACGAUCGCGUUCGCGAACGGCGGUUCAGCUGUCAUGGACUCGACAUGCGAAUACGUGAGCGACGCGAACGCGGGCGUGGCGUUCGUCAGAGUGCCGAUUGGAUUGUUAAAGAUGCGUGACGCUGGGAAACCGCGAGCGGCGGCGAUCGGGACGAGCGGGGACGUGGUGGUUGGACGCGCGUGUUUCGCGUGUGCGUGCGGGCCAGAUGGAGAGCCGAGCCUUGCGAGCGGAAUCGUGAGCGGAUUAAAUCGGAAGAUUCCGGUGGUUGGUGGGCUGAUGAUGAAGGGGUUAAUUCAGACAGACGCAACGGUUUCGGAGAGUUCGAGCGGAGGGGCUCUGUGCGAUGGCGAGGGACGGGUGAUCGGGUUGUGCGUUGUCCCGGGAUCGCAAGGACGCGAGCCGAAUGGAGUGAACUUCGCGGUACCCAUCGACACCGUUCGCUUCGUAGCGGAGAGGCUGUGA
Ostreococcus tauri is the source of this 756-nucleotide messenger RNA. RefSeq names its product Trypsin-like cysteine/serine peptidase domain. The transcript has a single exon. The record is from RefSeq and is a predicted model, not a curated record. Lineage: Eukaryota; Viridiplantae; Chlorophyta; Mamiellophyceae; Mamiellales; Bathycoccaceae. Bases 1 to 756 code for a protein of 251 amino acids.